GUUACUUUAGUUUUAGUAUAGUAGUUAAACGUAAGGUUUGGUUCCCUAAAGACGGCCAAUGAUUAAUUAUUAAUUAAAUAGUGUGAAAUUUUAAAUUGGAAGAAAUUUUCUUUUCAAUAUGGCGGCCAUAGUUGACGGUUUCAACUAUGUUUUCUAUGAUUUGUGUGAUACCAGAACACGCGACUGGUUUCCUUCACCAAUUUUACUGCUCACCAUUUUCCCAACAUAUAUAUAUUUCUCCAACACUUUGGGACCUGCGCUCAUGAAAGACAGAAAACCCUUCAAAUUGAAAAGAGUUAUAUUCUACUACAAUAUCUUCCAAGUUCUUAUUAGCGCUUAUAUAUUUUAUGAGGGAUUAUUUUCCGGUUGGCUGAAUGGAUACGAUGUGACUUGUCAACCUAUUGAUAUGACUGAAAACCCUCUAUCGACUAGAAUGGCAAAUGCAGUAUGGUGGUACACCGUAGUGAAACUAAUAGACUUGCUUGAUACAGUAUUCUUCGUUUUGAGAAAGAAAGACAGACAGAUCUCUUUCCUGCACGUUUUCCAUCAUUCUAUGAUGCCCAUAGCGUCUUAUAUUGCACUUAAAUAUUUCCCGAAUGGUCACGCAACCCUCCUUGGAGUGAUCAACAGCCUCGUCCACGUUGUGAUGUACACCUACUAUCUGAUAUCAGGUCUUGGACCCAAAUACCAGAAGUACUUGUGGUGGAAGAAGCAUCUCACUACUAUGCAAUUGGUCCAGUUCGGCAUAAUCUUCAUUCACAACCUAUCAGCCAUUUACCAAGACUGUGGCUACCCGAGAUGGAUCUCCUGUCUUCUCUGCAUCCACUCCCUCCAAUUCUUAUACAUGUUUGGAAACUUCUACUACGUCAGCUACAUCAAGCCAAGUCCAAAACCAGAGACCCAGAAUGGAAGUGUCAACCAUUCUGCUGGCAAAAGUAAAUUGAACUGAUCAUUUCUGGCUGAACUGAUCAGUGCUUCCAAUGAUGAAGAGGAAAGUUUUAGAGGAAGCGUUAUACUAGUCGUAGGUGUUUGAAGAUGGUAUUUGGCUGCGUCUGUAUUAGAUUUAUAUAGUAGUAACACAAAACAAAGAUGUGCAGUUGUGAAGCUAGGUACUAGCGUUCGUAAGAAUGUCACUCACACACGCAUGUGCAUAGACGAGCUUUUACCGGUGUUAUAGGUGCUGUCAGUACUGAGUGUCGUGCAUCGAGCACAUGCGUGUGUGAGUGACAUUGUUACAAACGUUAAUAUCUAGCUUCACAACUGUUUACAAGAGAAUAUAUUUAAACUGUGGUAGUAAUGUGCAUUUAGAACAAAUGAACUAGAGCUAAAAGUAACAAAGUCUUUCUAUGUAAAUACAUGCGGAGCAUUGUUUUCUUGUUUUAAAUUCUAGGAGAAUUCAAAAGGCUCGUUUAGUUUAAAUGCAUCGUUAGAAGGAUCGAUUCGGGUCCCUUCAUUUGGAAGGCAUAUCAGACUUGUAAAAUGUUUGAUAGAAUGCUCUGUCGUUAGUCCAUUAGGUUCCUUUAAUUGGAAGUUAUUUAUGUUAUUGUGAUCCAAGUGUGGCAUGAUUGCUUUGUAUAUUUCAGGUUCAGUUCUCUACCACUUCUCUAGCAUUGGAUACAUAUUUUUAAAAAUAUGUAUCCAAUGCUAGAGAAAAGGAUACAUUCUACAACCAUUGUAUCACGCAUACGAAUAUUGUUAAAUCCUUUCUUUAAGUCCUGUAACGUCGGUAAGGUCGUGAACGAACAGUAAUUGUAGCUUUUAGUGUAGAUUUAUGAAAUUAUUAGUUAAGUAGGAACUUGCUAUAACCCAAUGUUAUAAUAUUAAGUGUUACCAGAUCUGCAACUAGUUUCAAUUAUUGUUUCAAUGUAUGUAUGUAUAAUCAAAAACAAAAACGCUGCAAAGAAGAGAAUAAAUUAUUUGGGUAAUGUGUUAAAUUUA
Helicoverpa armigera (cotton bollworm) is the source of this 1938-nucleotide messenger RNA. Its product is annotated as very long chain fatty acid elongase 7. The coding region runs from base 119 to 949 and encodes 276 amino acids. Gene Ontology annotation, biological process: fatty acid elongation, polyunsaturated fatty acid; sphingolipid biosynthetic process; fatty acid elongation, saturated fatty acid. Gene Ontology annotation, molecular function: fatty acid elongase activity. Gene Ontology annotation, cellular component: endoplasmic reticulum membrane. The transcript is spliced from 6 exons. Lineage: Eukaryota; Metazoa; Arthropoda; Insecta; Lepidoptera; Noctuidae. The record is from RefSeq and is a predicted model, not a curated record.